This is a messenger RNA of Pristis pectinata (smalltooth sawfish), 4042 nucleotides long. RefSeq names its product N-terminal EF-hand calcium-binding protein 1-like. Gene Ontology annotation, biological process: regulation of amyloid precursor protein biosynthetic process. Gene Ontology annotation, cellular component: cytoplasm; endoplasmic reticulum; Golgi cis cisterna. NCBI's taxonomy places the organism in Eukaryota, Metazoa, Chordata, Chondrichthyes, Rhinopristiformes, Pristidae. Bases 1 to 1140 code for a protein of 379 amino acids. The record is from RefSeq and is a predicted model, not a curated record. The transcript has 14 exons. Gene Ontology annotation, molecular function: calcium ion binding.
AUGAUUGGCAGUCAGAGCACAGCCAGUGGCCAUCCAGAAGCGGAUCAGGACCACAAAGGAAGAGCCAAUCCGCAGAGAGGGCAGGCGCUGAGCGUGAAAGUUCUGCUGAUGCUGAGGGUGCUCUGUACAGCAGGCAACGUCAUCGCGGCCGUUCCAGUGUUCAUUGAUAUAUUUCGAAGGGCGGACAAGAAUGAUGAUGGAAAAUUAUCCUUCGAUGAGUUUAAGGCCUACUUUGCCGAUGGCGUCCUGAGCACUGAUGAAUUACGGGAGCUGUUUCACAAGAUCGAUAAACACCAUACUGAUAACUUGGACACGGAAGAAUUGUGUGAGUAUUUUUCUGAGCACAUGGGAGAGUAUGAAAGCGUCCUAUCUGCUUUGGAUCAGCUCAAUAUCUCGAUUCUCAAGGCCAUGGACAAAACCAAAAAGGAAUACCAGAGCUCCUCGAUGCUCGAGCAGUUUGUGACCCGCUUUUUGCUACGAGAGACCAUGGAACAGCUGCAGUCUCUCCAGAGCUCCCUGGAGUGCGCAAUGGAUACCAUUGAGGAGCAGACGAGUCGAGAGAGACAGGAAGUGGAACUGCCUGAUGUCCCAUUGGUCCAUCGACCUGUGAGGCGAUACGGACGCAGAGGGCAGAAGACUAUAUGCCUAUCUCCCAGCGACCCCUACUCAGGGAUCCUUCACUCAGGUGUUUGUGUGGAGCCAGCGAGCCAGUGGGUGACCCAGGUCAACAGACUGCAGCAGCUGAUUGACAGGUUGGAGUGCAAGACUCCAAGGCUGGAGCCCUUAAAGGAAGAGGUGAUUGAGGAAGCAACAAAAACUCACAUUCUGGUGGUACAACGACAGAUGUCAGUGUUGGAGGAGGAGGUGGAGGAGUUCCGCCAAGCUUUGGAACGCUACGUGGAGUCCACGGCCAAUCAGAAUGGGAGCUUGCACAUUUCCGUUCAAAAGUUGGGGAAUGAGAGCUGCUUCCUGGUCUAUGAACUCUGGCAGGACAGGACUUCAUGGAGGAGUCACUUGCAAGCGAAUCACAGCAAGACCUUCCAGAGGAACAAUGUGGACUUCCUGGAGACCCCAGAGCUCAUGACAACCAUGUUACUCCCUGCCUCUUGGUGGAUCAUAAGCAAGAACAACAACAACUGAGCCCUUUGCAUCUGAAAGCAACAUCACUCUUGAGGACCUUCUCAGCAGAGCAUCCCCUGCGAGAAUGUCUGAUGUUGCCUCUGGAACCGAACACGUCAUUCAAACCACUGCCAAAAUGAUUUCUUUAGAAAAAGCUGCACUCUCAAUGACAAAUAGCUACUGUGUAAUUUGAUUGCUAAAAUUAUUUAUUGUGAAAUGCAGAUGGGAUGCAGUUGAUCUGUGACCCCAGUGUGACUAAAGAUAAGUUAUGAUUUGCCUGUAUGCAGUAAUCCACAUCUCCGCUGAUUCCCUUCCACACAGCACAGCACUAAUUUGCUUUGUAACGUAAUGAAAAUGAAGUGAAGUCAACAUGUAUAUUUAAUGAGCCAACUGUUGUCUAAUUCUCAAGAAGAGUUUGCAAAGCGAUGGUGACAGAGUGGGGCAGUGGGAUUAAUUGGAGAGCUGGGCCAGAUAUGUUGGCCAAAUGGUUCCCUUCCAUGCUUUAUGCUGUCACAAUAUAUGCUAUUUUUGUACAAUUGUUGAAGAAAGGUCUCUCUAUAGUUAUGUGCACCAAAACCGAGAAAUUGAUUCGACUAAGACCUGUUUCUCAAGUAUAAAUGUGAUUUAACCUGGGUUAGAUAGCACAAGCAAUCAUUUCCAGGUGAAAUAAAAUCAAAUAAUUGCAGAUGCUGGUUACCUGAAAUGAAACAGAGAAUACUAGAAGCAUGCAGCAGGUCAGGCAGCAUCUGUGAAGAGAGAAACCACUUUCCAGGUUCUGAGAAAGGAUCCUGGACCUUUCAUCUGAUGAAGGGUCUGGCACCAGUUAUGUUAAUUCUGUUUCUCUUUCCACAGACGCUGCCUGACCUGCUGAGUUUUCCCAACAUUUCCUGUUUUUAUUUCCAGUGAAGUCCUGCCCAUUAGUAAAUUGGCCAGGCAUUUCCUGCUGCAAUUCCCUUUAGUGCAAAUGAUAAUUUUCCAGUGUUGGUCACAUACCUAAUGAAAUUCCAAAUCACGCACCACAUGUUUCCUCUCUUACCAACAUAAAUUGGAUCUUUCAGGUGCAACCUACAAUCUUUGUUAAACACUCACAAAAAAACUAGGAGCUCAUUGUACUGAGAUCUGCAAUAAGACGUCCAUUAAAAGGUCUCCAUUCUGACGUCAGUGCCUCACACGUAGCGUCUGACAUGGAGACGCACGAGACUGUAUUCACUGGAAUCUGGAGCAACAAACAAUCUGCUGGAGGAACUCAGUGGGACAAGCAGCAUCUGCGGGAGGAAAGGAAUUGUCGACGUUUCGGGUCGAAACCCUGCCUCAGUGGUCUACACUGGUGAAGCCGAACACAAGUUGAAUGAUCGCUUUGCAGGCAACACCAUUGAGUCUGGAAGGGUGACUCUGAACUUCCAGUUGGCUAUCACUUCACUCUUCCAUCCCCACUCACUCUGACCUAUGUCUUCACUCCCACACUGUUCCAGCAAAGGUUAGUAUCAACUGGUCAGCAACUCACCUUCCAACUGGGCACAUUACAGCCUUCAGGGCUCAACACUGAACUCAAUGAUUUCAGAUAAUCAGCCCCUCCAGUCUCACAUUUCCAGCAUUUUUUUUAGUUCUUCUGGUAUUUCAGAUUUGAUUCACCUCUUCCUAUUUACGUCUCACCAGUUACACCCUUUGUUAUUAACCAGCCUUCAUCAUCCCCCUUCAGCCAGCACCUUCUCCCCAUUCAGUCACCCCUGGUUCCCACACGUUUACCAACUUUCCCUUUUAAUCUCUCCGUCCCUCUCUCUGCAUCUUAAAACUUUGUUUUACCUCACAUAUUUCCCGGUUCUGCUGAAAGGUUUACUCCGUUUCUCACUCCACGGAAGCUGUCUGGUCCACUGAGCAUUUCCAGCAUUUUCUGCUUUUAUCUCAGACUUCCAACAUCUGCAGUAUUUUGCUUCUGGAUAGCUGUAGAGGUUUGAGUGCUCAGUUAGGAAACAGUAUGUUGCACAGGGGAGAUCCAAGCCAGAGAACUGGUUGGAACUAUACAGUUAUUUUGUUCUUAUUCCCUAGUUGAAGAUAAUCCAUGGACUGGCAGAAGUUCUGUGAGUCUAACAGUCAAGGCUCAGUGGUUUACAACCCCUCCUUCUGAUUAGGCACAUUACGGCCUUCCAGACUCUACACUGAAUGUAAGCUGUUCUUGGUACUCUGAUGCAUGUUUUCUCCUCAAGAGGAAGUAUUGCUGUAUCCUAACGCACAGUGAAGUCCCAUUCACCCUUUCCUUUUUGGAGUGUUCCUGUUCUAAACCUUCCCAGCACCAGCAUUAGCAUCAAGUAUAGACCAGCAUUGCAGGCUAUGGUUUAGGCAGUGAGAUUUGCUAUGUGUUUUUAUUCAUUUACCAGAAUGUGGACUCUACUGGCAAAGCCAUGUCCACUGUCCAUGCCUAAAUGCCCCUGAAUUGAGGAGGCUAUCAAGAUUCAAGACUGGGAUUGGAGUCACAUAAGAGCUAGGUGGCAAUUUCCCUCCCUGAAUGAUGUUAGUGAGUUUAAUCCCUGCCAUUAAUGGGACUUGCAUUUUAACUUAUUUGAUUCAUUCAAUUAUGCAAAUUUAAAUUCCCCUGUUGCAAUGGAUUGGAACUUAUAUCUCUGAAUGCUAGCCCAGCAACAUAACCACUGGGCUACCAUACCCCACUGGAUAUAGAUUUUCUGAUGUUGAGCUUCUGGUGCUACCUUUUUGAAGGUGGCUCAGUAAUUUUGACCAUCGACUCAGUCAGCACGUGUCAUCAGUAAGUGUCAUCAGUUGGGCAAACCUCUGAAGCAAGAGAAUGAAAUCAAAAAAGGCCACGGCAGGAAGCUUGUGAGCAGAGGUAGAAGUUUAGAUCAGUGCAAAAGAACUGAACACCGAUGCAUGGAUGAUGGAACAUUCUUAAGGGAUAUUUUGCCAGAGACUU